This is a messenger RNA of Pimephales promelas (fathead minnow), 3431 nucleotides long. RefSeq names its product zinc finger protein 574 (gene znf574). Gene Ontology annotation, cellular component: nucleus. Gene Ontology annotation, molecular function: RNA polymerase II cis-regulatory region sequence-specific DNA binding; DNA-binding transcription activator activity, RNA polymerase II-specific. Lineage: Eukaryota; Metazoa; Chordata; Actinopteri; Cypriniformes; Leuciscidae. Gene Ontology annotation, biological process: regulation of transcription by RNA polymerase II. The record is from RefSeq and is a predicted model, not a curated record.
GAAAACUGCUGUGGACCAAUGACAUCGCGCUUUGUUGAGACGUUCAAAAUAACAUUUCUGACAGAUACGAAAGGACUGGGCCAUAAAUCGCCAUGGAGUCGUCUUCAGUGUACAUGUGCUUUCCCUGUUACCGGGAGUUUCCCACACUAGAGGAAGUGCUUGCACAUCAGAUGACCUGCACUGCAGAGACUCCACAGCUCCUGCCCAAUGAGACGCCUAUCGAGGCUGCAGCCGCCGCUGCUGGUCUGUCACAGGUGGCGAUGCAGGCUAUGUCCAAUCCCCAGAACCAGUCUCAGACAGCUGUUGAUUUGUCUACUCUGCUAGCACAGAAGAAAACUUUUCAGUCCGAUGCUCCUCGUGUUCUGUACCAGUGCGCCGACUGUGAGGUUCUCUUUGAUGCUCUGUCACUGUGGCAACAGCACCGCAAGACGGGCUGUUGCCUUGAGACAGGACCUGGUCCUGGAGGAGAACAGAGUGUAGAAAGUCUCGAAACAGUAGCCCAACCGCUACCUGACCAGCCACAAUACCAGGACGCUGAGCAGGCACACAAACAGAUGGGGGAGAGCACUAGUCAAGAAUUUGUGGAGGUUUCUGAAAGAGUUGCGACACAUGCGAUCUCUCAGCAGGGCGUAGCAGGCGACAGUGUCCCCAAUGAACCUCCAGCUGUGCCUGGGGAGACCCAGGCUCAAGAGAACAGCCCAGUCACAAGGCGAAGGGGGCAGAAGAAGGCCAAACCCCCCUCCAGCUUGCUCUGCGUGGAGUGUGGACAAAGCUUCAGUAUGGUUCCAGAGCUUGUGACUCACCGCAAGACUCAACAUGGCUUGAAAGACGCCAUACACCGGUGCACGGUGUGCGGAGAGGGCUUCCUCAACACCACCCUUUUCCUCUAUCACCGUAAGCAGCACCGUUCAGAGGUAGAGGACGAACCCAAGCAGGCACCACCUACCAUUCCACAGCUUUCCACAGCCAUGCUGGAGGCCCCAGGUGAGGGACUUUUGCUUUUAGCCACAGCGGGAGAAGGCCAGAGCCUAAUGGAGGUGACCACUCUGGAACAGACCAUAACUGAGACCCCUGUGGCACAUGUGGAGGUUGAGCUGGACAGUGAUGGGAUGCGAGGAACUGAGCAGGAACCUGCUGUGGAAGGCACAGAGAUUUUGGUGGAGGAAAGAGACGGAUCUAAGCAGGACGAAGGAAUGGAGGUGGUCAUUGAUAAGAUGGAGAUGGAAAUGAGCACUGUGGUUGAGGAGACCCAAGCAGAGGUGGAAAGUAAUGCCGCUGAUGAAUCUGUGACGGGACCCUCCUCUGCUUUCCUCUGCCAUCAGUGCGGAUCUGUUUUCACUAGCGAUCAGGAGUUGGCCACACACCGCAGAACCGAGCACAGCCUCGAGGCGGCGUUGCACACUUGCACUGAGUGUGGGGCUGAGUUCAUGAGCACCACGCAGUUCCUGUACCAUCGCCGGGAGCAUAAGAACACAGCUGCGGGACGUCAACCCGGUGCUGAAGUGAAAAGCAGACACUACCCUGCUGCAGCUCCAGCUAUUGCUGUGAAACCCAGAGAGAGCGUGAACCUCAGGCAAACAGCAGCAGCAGCAGCAGCAACUGGAGACGGUGCCAUUGAGGCACCCGCCAAGCUGAGCCGCGACUGGUCACGCACCGCCCUUCCCCACGAGUGCCCACACUGUGGCCAGGGCUUUACUCGGCGCAGCCGCCUGCGUGAGCAUGUGUUCCAGCACACAGGCGAGAAACUCUUCAACUGCAAAAUUUGCAAAAAGAACUUCCCAACUCCGGCCAACCUGCUGCGUCACAACCUGACCCACGGAGGAUCCCGCAUAUUCAACUGCCCCCUCUGUGACAAGCGCUUCUUCCAGCCGACGUCACUUAAACGGCACAUGCUGAUUCACCAGGGGAAACCCCCGGAACGCAGGGUCAGAGGCAGAGGGAAAGGCAGGGGACAAUCAAAUGAUGGGCGUCUACACAUCUGCCCAGAGUGCCCAGCCAGCUUCAAGUUUGAGACCCAGCUGAAGAGUCACAGACUCCUACACACCAGCCAUCCCUUCCCUUGCAAUGUGUGCGGGGAGGCAUUUAUACGACGCAAAGAGCUGGACCUCCACUCUCUCAUCCACCAAGAUAAAGAACCAAAGACGUGUCCAAACUGCGGCUCUCAGUUCCUGAAUCAGGCCGUGCUAGACACGCACCUGCAGCGCUGCACGGGGGAGGAGACGGGACGCCGCAGAUAUAAAGGUCAGGGAAGGGGCAAGGUGGGAGGUCAGCUGGAGUGUGAUAUGUGCGGCCAUCGCUGUGUGACUCAGGAUGGUCUCGACCUGCAUCGCCUCUCCCACACGGGUCAGACACCCCUGCGGUGCCCGCUCACCCCCUGCAGACGACGCUUCGCCUCCAGUGCUGCAUUAGGCGAGCAUCUCGUGGCUCACUGCUGUGGAGCAUUUGGCAAAAGAAACGCCCCUCGCCGCUUCACAUGUGAGUUCUGCGGGAAGGAGUUUGCCUAUGCGUCCACCUUCACCGUUCACAUGAGAACGCACACCAACGAAAGACCCUUUGAGUGCACUCAUUGCGGGAAGCGUUUCCGGCAGCUUCCGCACCUGCAGGAUCACGAGCGCAUUCACAGCGGCGAGCGGCCGUUCACGUGCUGGGUGUGCGGUAAAAGCUUCAGUGUAGCAGCCAGGCUGACGGAGCACGCCCGUGUGCACAGUGGAGAACGCCCGUACGUCUGCCCUCGCUGCCCCACCGCCUUCCGCUCACGACCCAACCUCGACAAACACAUGCGUCUGCACGCCAACGACCCCGUGGAUCCUUCUGCACAGCUGGAUGAUGAUGCAGCAGUACAGACCAUCCUCUUAGUACAGGAGUCUGCCUCCUCUUCACCAUCCUCCUCGUCCGCCAUGCCUGUGAUCCAGGAGGGCAUGUUGGUGGCAGAGGAAGGCAACUCUGUGGUCUUCCUGCACCCCAACCUUAGCAUGCCCACCAUCACUGUGCCCUCUAUAAAUGUUCCCAACAUCUCUGUAGUGGCAGGUCAGGAUGUGCCUCACACUAUUGAGGUUAUUUUAGAGGAGACUGUGUAAAGAUGAUGGGGGUGGUAUGAACAUAACAUGAUUUAGUUUUUUUUUUUUUUUUUUUUUUUUGUGGAAAGGCAGAUUCAGCAAUAGAUAAACCACAGGUCAGAUCGUAACAAAAGUCUAUUUGUAUGUGUGGAUUUGUGAGAGAUGCCUCUUUGACUAGGAAAUAUUUCGCUUUUGUGAUAUAGAUGUACAACGAUUCAGCAUCUUUACCCUGGAGAAAACAAAAUCACAAGGCCUUUUGUAAUUAAAUUUCCCUCUGUAAUUACGUUUUAAUUUUAUCUUUUCAUUUGCCUUUAAUACAAAAAUUGGACCAUAAUUUGUGGUGUUAAAUUUUAAUAAAAAGCUUGAGCUUGUUGA